AUGCGCCGAUCAACGCGGACGCGGCUGUCUCUCGCUCCAGCCAUCUUGUUGGCAGCUCUCGUCGAGGCUGACCUCAACUACGUGACGGACCUGGAUAUCUACUCUCUCCUGGCCCCUUGUGUCUCCGACGCCAUCUCUUACAACAUCGCGACUCUCACAUACGGCACAAUAUGCGGCGACUCGGAGACGGAGCUGCAGUCGUGCGCCUGUUCCAACACGGACCGCUUCAACAGCAUCACGUCGUCCAUCUCGCGCGACGUCAAGGUCAGCUGCGGCAGCACCGCGACCGAGGACCAGCAGAGCGCAUCGAGCGUCCUGGCCAAGUACUGCAACCAGGACCUGCCGAUCACCUUCUCGACGCCGACCAAGAACGUGGUCGAGGCCUACAUCACCGACCUGAGCCAGAUCAACUAUCUUCCGCAAUGCGCCCAGUCGGCGCUGUCGGAAGCCGUGAUGGGGGAUAACGCGUCCAGGUGCCCCGAGGCCGCCAAUCUCUUUGCGCCCUGCGUUUGUGGAAAGGGCGGGAUCCCCUCACAAGUCAGCGACGUGAUCAGCAAGUCUGUUCGAUACUCGUGCUCCAACGGAGGCGACAUCACCGCUGCUCAGGACUUUUACAACGAAUACUGCGCCAUGAACAACGGAACGACGACGUUUACGCAGCCGCCGGGGCCGCCAGGAGACAUUCAAGGCGUUGCGCAAACGGAAAUAUACUGCGCCACCGGUCCCCAGGCCCUCGCCUCGUGCGUCUGCAUCAAGUCCGGCAUGAGCGGCCGGAUCCUGAGCACCCUCACGUCCAACGUCAAGUGGAACUGCGACAACACGGCCACGGCAGACGUCACCUCGGCCCUCGACGUCUUCGCCGUGUACUGCAGCGCGGCGGAAAAGGAGACUGUCCUGUCCGUCACCGAGACCGCCACGGAAACGUAUCCGCAUCCUACCAACCGCGUCUCUUCGUUUUCCGCCAGCCCUUCCGAGACGGGGAGCAGCGGCGGCGGCGGUGGCGGUGGCAGCAGCGAUGGAGGAAACAGCGGCUCCGAUAAUGGUGGAAAAGACGGAGGAUCAUCAUCAUCUCCUGACGGUAAUUCGGGCGCGGACUCGAGCUCAAAGACAAACUCGAUCAACAAGACGGCCGUCAUUGCGGCCUGUGUCCUCGCAGGCGUCGUUCUCAUCGCCGCCAUUGCCGCCGUGGCAUUCUUCGUCCGCCGGAAACGCAACAAGAACAAGGGAGAGCAGCUCCCGAUAGCCGACGGCCCUCCUCAUCUCGAAGGCCCCCCCGAGCUCGAAAACACGUCCAAGAUGGGGCCAAACGUCGCCGUCGUGCCCGAGCUUCACAGCACCGAGAGACAGGAGCUCCAGGGACAUACCGGGACGCCCUUGAGCGAGUUGCCGCCCGGUUACGCCUCUCCUCGGCCGGAGCUCCAGGGGAGCGGCGAGUACAAGCCGCCGGUUUCGCCGGUGCACGGAGGAGGAGGCUAUCAGCAGCCGCCCCAUUCGCCGUAUUACGGGCAUCAGCAGCAAGGGGCUGCGACGGUCUCUCCUGCGACGCCAAACACGUACGGGGCUGGAUGGCAGUCUGGGCCGGUUGCGGAGACGUAUGAGUUGGAUUCGGCUACGUGGAAGGCUUCAUAG
This is a messenger RNA of Trichoderma citrinoviride, 1629 nucleotides long. RefSeq lists its product as hypothetical. The transcript is spliced from 6 exons. Bases 1 to 1629 code for a protein of 542 amino acids. Lineage: Eukaryota; Fungi; Ascomycota; Sordariomycetes; Hypocreales; Hypocreaceae. The record is from RefSeq and is a predicted model, not a curated record.